AUAACUUGUCAGCCAUUUAUUUCCUAGAUGCUAUAGGAUAGCAAGAUUCGCGACGGGGUCGAAAUAGUUUUGAGACGAAUGCAGGACUGGUCGAAAUAGCGUCCAGACAGAUGCGGAGCUGAUGGGUAAAAUAGCGUCUUAGAUGUGUACUUUUAGUUUGAGUGCUUAUCAAGGUUGCCGUCUUGGUCAAUAGUCCCAGAGACGAUGCGAUGACGGUUUGCCCUACUUAUCCUUACCUUAUAUAGGCCGGUAUCUGCCAUAUUGGGCCAUCACCGAGUUACACUAUACUCUAUUCAGGGACCAAGGUCAGACGACCUCAACUCAAUCCUCGCUCUUGUCCGUUAAGACCGAGAUUUACAACCUUUAGAAAGCUCAGACGGGCCGGCUCGAGUUGAAAUAAGAACGGGCGCAUCCCGUGAACUUCGGCGAAGUUGGCGCCUCCGUUUCGAAAAAAGCAAUCCCCACCAUCAAAUCUCCUACAGCCGCCGCCCCCCCUCUCAUCCUAGCAACGCGUCAAGGCGCGCGCCCUACGUUAGUUAGCCUUUGGGGAAUAAUCCUGGACUAUUGCCGCGGGGAGCUCAGUUCCGGCCUCCCGCCUCAACUCCCUCACAAUGAGCGGAAGCAGCGGCCACUCGACCUCGUAUUCCUCCGCGUCCUCGAGCUUCGAGGAGAUCAAAGACGCGACAGCCCCAGGAUCUGUCCCGAUCGCGAUCUGCGGCCUUGGCAUAAGGCUUUCCGGGGGCAUCCGGAAUGCCGACGACUUCUGGGAUCUCCUGGUUAAUGGCCGGGACGCCCGCGGGCCAGUUCCGAGCAGCCGGUACAAUGCGGACGGGUUCGAUGGCUCCCUUGGCGGCAAGGAGCGCAUAGAGACCAAGUUCGGAUACUAUCUGGAAGAUGAUCUAUCACGUUUCGAUCCCUCUCUCUUUUCUAUGACGCAGAAGGAGUUGGAGAGAUGCGAUCCUCAGCAACGAUUGCUAUUGGAGGUUACCCGCGAGUGUCUCGAAGAUGCAGGUGAAACAAAUUAUCGUGGAAAGCCGAUUGGCUGCUACGUAGGCACGUUCGGCGAGGAGUGGCAGCAUAUGCGAGACAAGGAUGCUCAACAGGUUGGCAGCCAUCUUGUCACGGGUUCUGGGGAUUGGAUGCUUGCCAACCGGGUUUCUUACGAGUACAAUCUUAGUGGACCGAGCAUGGUCAUAAGGACAGCCUGUUCGGCAUCACUAAUAGCCUUACAUGAGGCUUGCAGGGCUGUCCAGUUCGGGGAUGCCUCCGCCGCAGUUGUUGCUGGCACAAAUCUGAUAUUGGGGCCUUCCCUUACUAUGCUUAUGACUUCGGAAGGGGUCCUAUCUCCAGACGGGUCAUGUAAAAGUUUUGAUGCUUCGGCCAAUGGCUAUGCCAGAGCUGAAGGAAUCACUGCCAUAUAUGUGAAGAAGCUUACUGAUGCCAUCCGCGAUGGCAACGCUAUCAGAGCGGUCAUUCGGGGCACCGCGGCGAACAGCGAUGGCAAAAGCCAAGGAAUGCUUGUUCCGCGAGGGGAAGCCCUCGAAGCACUUAUGAGGAAGAUAUACUCGGAUGCAGGAUUAAAUCCGGCUGAGACUGCGUUUGUCGAGUGUCAUGGCACCGGAACCUCUGUCGGCGAUCCCAUCGAAACUUCUGCGGUUGGAGAGGUUUUCGGCCACGAUGGAGUUUACAUUGGUUCUGUGAAGCCUAAUGUAGGCCACUGUGAGGGAUCUGCCGGUCUCGCCAGUUUAAUUAAAGCAGUGUUAGCUCUAGAGAAUAGAACGAUACCCCCUAAUAUCAAAUUCAGCACACCUAAUCCUAAGAUCCCAUUCAGAGAAAAGAAGCUCACGGUACCGACUAAACCAAUACCGUUUCCCAACCACAAAGCCGAAAGAAUCAGUGUGAACUCCUUUGGAAUCGGAGGUUCAAACGCACACGUCAUCCUUGAUUCAUUUCCCAAUCCAAAGCUGUCAAGAGGCUUCAUACAGACAGCCAAAAGACCAGAGCUUCUUAUGCUAUCAGCUAAUAGCCAGAAUUCUCUAAAGACCCAAAUAGAACUCUACCAGGAAUAUGUCUCCCAGCAUCCAUCGGCCAUACGGGACAUUGCGUACACAUUAGCUCUCCGCCGAGAACGGCUACCGCACAGAGCAUAUCUGGUAAUGUCCGGUGACAAGCUAUUGGAAACCUCCGGCAUGGUGAAAACAUCAGGAAAGUUAUCUCGCCGUAAAGUCACCAUGGUUUUCACCGGACAGGGAAGUCAAUGGGCCGAGAUGGGGAAGGGAUUGUUCAUAACCAGCUCGGAAUUUCGGGGGGAUAUCCAUUUAAUGGACGACGUCUUGAGACAUUGUGCAAGGCCCCCAAGAUGGACACUUGAAGCUGAGAUACUCAAGCCCUUUGAAAUCAGCGGGAUCAACAGAGCUGAGCUGGCACAGCCUAUGUGUACCGCGCUUCAAAUAGCGAUCUUCCGACAACUGAAGCGUCUUGGUGUCAUACCUACUGCAGUUGUGGGACACUCGAGCGGUGAAAUCGCCGCUGCGUAUGCCGCUGGAUUCAUUUCCCUCGAAUUCGCUGUCAAGGCUGCAUACUAUCGUGGUCUAGUGUCUUCAAAGAGCACGUCCAGGGAUGGCUCUAUGGCUGCUAUCGGACUUGGAGCUAAAGAAGUAGCGAGGCUUCUACCGGAAGGUGUCGUCGUCGCGUGCGAAAAUAGCCCUCACAGCACGACGAUAUCAGGAGACCGCGCAUUGGUCGAGCAGACGGUGUCUACGAUCAAAGCAGUUAAGCCGGAUACCUUCGCUCGCAUGCUGAAAGUCGACAUGGCAUAUCAUUCCCAUCACAUGGAUCCCCUAGCUAAGGACUACCUGCACAUGCUCCGGCAGGAAAAGACUCCAUCCGAUAGCGGGGCGGGGCUUCGUCGUCGAUCAAUAUUCAUGUCGAGUGUCACCGCCAAGGUGAUUGACAAUCCAACAGAUCUAGGCCCGGAGUACUGGGUCGCCAACCUGGUCUCUCCAGUUCGCUUUAGGACAGCUGUUAAGAACCUUUUCGAGCUACGAGGCGACUCGGACGUCCUAUUGGAGAUUGGACCUCACGGUGCCUUAGCCGGUCCCUUACGCCAGAUCUGCACUGCAGGUUCGUGGCAGUGCAAUUAUGUAGCGGUCCAAAACCGGGGUAGCGACAGCGCCGUGUCUCUGCUAGCUGCAUUAGGUCGACUUUUUCAGGAGAAUGUAACUAUCGAUUUUGCCCCUCUCUUCUCGGGUGGCCGCGUUGUUCCGGGACUCCCGUCGUAUGCGUGGGACCGCAGCGGACAAUCCUUUUGGAACGAAAGCCGGUUGUCGACAGCGUGGCGGCAUCGCAAGUACCCUCAUCAUUGCGUACUUGGUGUGAGGGACCCACAAUCGCCGGAUGCUGAGCCGCUCUGGAGAAAUGUUCUGCAUCUCGACGACGCACCUUGGCUUGUCGACCACAAGGUAUCACAGGAUGUCGUCUUCCCUUUCGCCGGGUAUGUCGCUACAGCUGGCGAGGCGAUUCGGCAAGUGGCUGGCGCCGAUUUGGGGUCGAGUUACCAUAUUCGCCAUUUAGUAGUCCGUACAGCUCUCGUCCUAACUGAUUCUAAGCCGGCAGAGAUAGUCACAACAUUGCGACAAAAACGUCUCACGGACAACGAUGAAUCCCAAUGGUAUGAGUUUAACAUCACAUCAUAUAGUGGCUCUGCCUGGAUAAAGCACUGCACGGGAGAGAUUAAACAUGUCGAAGGGCUUAACAAUACUCCCUCUUCGGCCCCUAAGGGGCUCCCUCGCAAGCUAUCUAGCCCAACAUUCUACGAAACAAUGGAACGGAAUGGCUUCAUCUACGGUCCCGAAUUCCAAUCUCUUACAGAUAUUGCUACGUCCACCACAGAGCAGAUUGCCGAGGCCAAGAUUAUUGACAAGCAUAAUCAUGCAUCCGAGCCAUUCUCUCUUCACCCCGUAGCAAUUGACGGCUGCUUGCAACUUCUCAUGAUCGCAACAGCUCAGGGACUCUGCCGCAAUUUCAAUGGUCUUGCAGUGCCAACAUCAAUCGAGGAACUCAUCAUUUCUCGGGGCGCAUCGGAAAUGCAUGCGCGCGCUUGGACUAAGAAGGGUGAUCUCCGCCUCGGUGAAGUCGAGUGUGUCGCAGAUGGACAUGUAGUACUAAAGAUGCGCGGUCUGCAACUAACGCCACUCGAAGAAGAUGACAUAGCCACCGAGUCGAUAGAUAAACACGCGGCAGCACACGUCCAGUGGCUUCCCGAUUUCGACUUCGUAGACCACAGAUCGCUAUUCGCCGCGCCCAAGCCUCACCGGGCGCAUCUUAGCAUGCAGCAGGAGCUCGCUUUCCUAUGCAUGGUGCAAGAGGUGAAAGCCGUAGAAGGCAUCAAGCCGUGCCAGCCCCAUUUUGCCAAGCUGCGCGACUGGAUGAAGAAAGAGAUUCAAGAUGCCGUUGUCGGGAAGAGCUCGUUCCCACUCGUUGACAACCCGGCGCGUCUGCUAGAGCUAAGUUCCGAGGAGCAGCGGAAAAUGAUAGAUUCGCAUUUGGCGAUCCUCGAGAAGGGAUAUCACAGCGCGCUUUCUGUUGGACUUAAGCGCGUUUUAGACCAUGCGGCUGAGAUUUUCGCUGGGACACGCGAGACCCUCGAUGUGCUGAUGCAGGGCAACCUACUAGCUGAGAUCUACAACCAUACGAGUUUCGGGUAUGGCGAUUUCGUACGUCUACUUUCCAACACGCGGCCAAACCUGCGCAUCCUCGAAGUCGGUGCCGGUACGGGAGGCACGACGGAGCUUAUCUUGCGCGGACUCGUUGAUGAGGGCGGGUUCCCUAUUUACUCAGUUUAUACGUUUACAGAUGUCUCAUCUGGCUUCUUAGUCAAGGCCCGCGAGCGAUUCUCGUAUGCCCCUAAUAUGGAGUACAAGGUCCUCGAUAUCAGCAAAUCGCCUGCUGAGCAGGGGUUCAAGAUCGGAGAAAAGGAGUCUUAUGAUUUGAUUCUAGCGGCGAACGUUGUCCAUGCAACACCGUUCAUCACAGAGACUCUCGGGAACAUAAAAUCAUUGUUAAAACCGGAUGGAAUGCUGGUGCUAACAGAACUUUUGCCAACACUGCGGACGGCGAAUUAUAUGUUCGGUCACUUCGCUGGGUGGUGGCUUGGCGAGGCCGAUGCUAGACCGGCUAACCCCUUAAUACCGGUUGAGCGUUGGGGUAGAGAACUAAAGAGUGCUGGAUUCGCUGGUGUAGAUUCAUUCGUCGCUGACGAUGAAGCUCCCUACAACCAGAUCGUCACUAUCGUGUCUCGGCCACAACCUAAGAGUGAACCAUCAUCGAAGCGAGUCACUCUCCUAUGCGAGAACGAGGAAUCAAGCGUAGCAAGCACCCUGAAAACUUCUCUCCAGAGCUCCGGAUGGGAAGUCACACCAUGUCGACUAACAUCCACACCUCCCGCCGACCAAGACAUCAUCUCGUGCCUCAACCUCGAAAGCGAGUGGUUCACCAACCUAACCAAAGAGAACUUCGCCCACCUCCAAAAAUUCGCCAAGGCCGUCGAGCAACAAAAGAUCCUAUGGCUCGCACACCCAGUGCAAAUCCGGUGCACAGACCCGCGUCCCGCAACCUUCAUCGGCGCGGCCCGCAGUCUCCGCGCCGAAACCGUACCGGGGCUCAGCACCCUCGAGAUCAGCGCCUCGGAGCCCAACUUCAGCGACCUAGUGCUCAAAGUAUUCGCCAAGAUCCAGUCGCAAGAAGACAUCGGAACCCUCGGCCCAGACCGAGAAUUCGCCGUCGAAAACGCACAAAUCUGCAUCCCGCGAUACCACCCCUUCUCACUAACCGAGCGUCUCAAAGACAGGAGCAGUAGCACUCGACCUAAAACCCCCGUAGAAGGAGAGGAGAACACCCGAACCGCACUAACCGUCGGCAAAGUCGGCUCAAUGGAAACCCUGCACUGGAUCGACGAACCCUUGCCUCCCACCCUACCACCCGACCACGUCGAGAUAUCCACGCGCGCCGUAGGUCUCAACUUCCGAGACGUCGUCCUCGCGCGCGGGAUCCUGCAAUCCCCGACAUCGACACGCAUCCCACUAGGCUACGAGCUCGCGGGCGUAAUCACAAAAGUCGGGUCCGCAGUGACGGACCUAGCGCCCGGGGACCGGGUAAUGGCGCUCUGCAACGGGUGUCUCGCGACGCGGAACAUUGCCCCCGCCGAAAUCGUCAUGAAGAUCCCGGACUCGCUGUCUUUUGCGUCUGCGGCUACUAUCCCCGUGUGUUUCGGGACGGUGAUCUAUGCGUUGAUUGAUAUAGGGCGCGUGGAGCGGGGACAGAGUGUUUUGAUACACUCUGCGUGUGGCGGGGUCGGGAUCGCGGCGUUGCAGGUUUGUGGGAUGUUGGGGGCGCGGGUGUAUGCGACUGUGGGGAGCGAGAGGAAGGUCAGGUUUUUGAUGGACCGGUUUGGGGUUCCGAGGGAGAGGAUCUUUAAUUCCCGCGAUGCUGGGUUUGCGGAGGGGGUUAUGCGGGAGACGGGCGGACGGGGUGUCGAUUUGGUGCUGAAUUCGCUUUCGGGCGAGUUGUUGCAUGAGUCCUGGCGCUGUGUGGCCAAGUUUGGGAUUAUGGUCGAGCUCGGGUUGAGGGACUCGAUGGGCUCCGGCAGUUUGAAUAUGUUGCCGUUUGCGGAGAAUCGCUCGUAUCAUGGUGUUAAUUUGUCGGAGUUUAGGGAGCGGCCGAAGUGGUUGAGGAGGCUAUUAAACACCUUCGUCGACUUUUACAAGCAAGGAUUACUCCAGCCGAUCGAUCCCGUGGCAACAUUCGACGCGAAGCAAAUCUCGAGGGCAUUCCGUCACCUAGAAGACGGCGACCAUCUCGGCAAAGUCACGGUAUCCUUCUCUCCCCCUGGCACCGGUUCUCCCCUUGAAUCGGUACCCCAGCGCCGUAACAUCAAAUUUGAUCCCGCUGCUACCUAUCUCCUCGUCGGUGGUGUUGGUGGUCUAGGUAGAUCCAUAGCGACAUGGAUGGUGGAGCGAGGCGCACGCAGUCUAACGUUCCUCUCUCGCAGCGCCGGUCUUAGCGAAGUCAGCAAGGCCUUGUUCACAGAACUCGAGUCUAUGGGAUGUUCUGUCACAGCUGUUGCCGGACGCGUUGAUCGGAUAGACGACGUGCAGGGGGCAGUACACCGAUCAAGAUCUCCUAUCAAGGGAGUGAUACAAUUAGCCAUGGUCCUAAGGGAUAUGCCACUAGUAGACAUGGAGUGGUCUCAAUGGCAAGACGCACUCGCGCCCAAGGUCGACGGCACCUGGAAUCUCCACCGCGCGUUCGAAUCCAAGAAGCUAGAUUUCUUCUUCCUAGCCAGCUCGCUCGUCACUGUCGCCGAUUCCGUCGGACAAGGUAACUACGUCGCAGCAAGCAUGUUCAUCGAAGCCUUCUGUCGAUACCGGCACUCCCUAGGCCUACCCGCUUCCGUCCUCAACAUCGGACCCAUCCGCGACGUCGGGUUCGUAGCCGAGAACGCCCAGGCCAUGCAGAACAUCCGAGCCCAAGGCCUGCCUCUUCUCAGCGAGCGCGAGUUCCUCGACUUCUUAGAACUAAGUCUCUUGGACAGCCAUCCCACGGAGUCUGCCACCGCAGCGCCUCUUACGGUUCCGCCGAAGCCGUGGUAUAACAGCACGCAAGUAAUAAUGGGACUGCGAUCGGAGCAAGACCUCGACGACCCGAACACGCGGACGAUGUGGCGGCGCGACCGACGCAUGGGGUUGUACCAUAACGUGCGGAUCGAAAACACAGCCAAGACGAGCGAAAGCGACGCGCUGCAAGAGUUCCUAGCGCGAGUCGCCGGAGAGGGCGGGAAGGCGCUCCUGAAGGAAGAGAAGAGCCUCGACUUCUUGGCCCAUGAGAUUGGCAGGAAGAUCUACGAUUUCUUGCUUAGGCCCGACGAGGAGGUUGAUGUGAGCUUGACGUUGGCGCAGAUGGGACUUGAUUCGCUCAUGGCGAUUGAGUUGAGGCGCUGGUUUAAGGGCGCGUUCGGACUCGUGAUCAGUGUGUUAGAGAUUGUUGGAAGUGGCACGUUGGUUCAGCUUGCGGGAUUGGUGGUGGAUAAAUUGGUCGAAAAGCUUGAGAGCGAGGUGCAGAAGGCUGCGUAAUGUGAUUGUUAUUCUGUAUUUUCAGGGGUUGGAACUGGGUUAGGUGGGAGUUGGUUAACAGUCAUUCGUUUACCCCUAUGAUACCUUGUAAUCAUUUUCACUGUUGGUCGGGUCAUAGCGGGUUUAUUAUCAUGCUGGUAUGACUAGA
This is a messenger RNA of Annulohypoxylon maeteangense, 8277 nucleotides long. RefSeq lists its product as uncharacterized. The transcript has 9 exons. The record is from RefSeq and is a predicted model, not a curated record. Gene Ontology annotation, biological process: fatty acid biosynthetic process; secondary metabolite biosynthetic process. The coding region runs from base 612 to 8129 and encodes 2505 amino acids. Gene Ontology annotation, molecular function: phosphopantetheine binding; fatty acid synthase activity; oxidoreductase activity. Lineage: Eukaryota; Fungi; Ascomycota; Sordariomycetes; Xylariales; Hypoxylaceae.